Messenger RNA from Bolinopsis microptera, 1343 nucleotides. RefSeq names its product cyanocobalamin reductase / alkylcobalamin dealkylase-like. The transcript is spliced from 6 exons. The record is from RefSeq and is a predicted model, not a curated record. Gene Ontology annotation, cellular component: cytoplasm. NCBI's taxonomy places the organism in Eukaryota, Metazoa, Ctenophora, Tentaculata, Lobata, Bolinopsidae. The coding region runs from base 5 to 865 and encodes 286 amino acids. Gene Ontology annotation, biological process: cobalamin metabolic process. Gene Ontology annotation, molecular function: cyanocobalamin reductase (cyanide-eliminating) (NADP+) activity; FAD binding; demethylase activity.
CAUCAUGACACUGCCUGGGUGGAUCUACAUAGGAAUCUUUGUACAUGUUAUAAUAGCCCUUGUGUUCAUAUCUUCUCUACUCUACUAUCACUACAAAUCUAAUACUGUUGCUGUCCAGAUCGCUACUAAAAUAGACAAGUAUCUAAAAGAGUUUGGUUAUGAUGCUGCUCCUUUUCUACCAGAAUGGUACAACAAGCUCUCAACUAUUGUAAAACUGGACUAUCCUCCAAAUACAGUGUGUGUGGUGGUGUUAUCAAAUGCAGACAUGUUUGACAAGACAUUACCUUGUUACAUCAGUGAACAUGAUCCAGAACUGAAGAAAGGGACUGAUUGUGUUGAUUUAUGCACCAAGCACUACAUGACAAAGGCUGUCGAGGAGCUAUUCCCCGGAGAAGAUGUGGACAUUAUCUACGACUGGGAGCUCCAAACAAACUCGAGACUACCCAAAAUAAACAUGUCAACUGCGGGUCACGCGGCGGGACAAGCGUUUUAUAACCGGCCUGAGGAGAUCUCGACGCCUACUUGGGAGCAGACUAAAAAAAUGUUUGGGUGCUCUAUUAGUCCUAAAUACAGCGGAUGGUUUGGUUACCGAGCAGUGUUAGUAUUCAAGAACCACCAGGACGACACUAUACAAUAUCUGCCACCCCACGACGCGGUGGAGACACAGGAACAGAAAACUAAGCUCAUGGAGUGUUUUAACGGUGACUGGAAGGACCCAGCCUGGAGAGAUAUCGUGUUUACUGAUAAAAGAUACAGUGUAGAGCAGCUGGAUUACUUUAAUACUCUUCCUGCUGACCGCAUCCCUAAAGUAAAGGCUUUAAUGGACACAUAUAACGAAGGUGACGAGUCAAAGAAAGAACUUUAGUCUAUACUACGAGAAACUGAGAAAAUAUAAGUAAUAUUUUGACAAUUAUUAACUUUAUUUUCGUGCUGUAUUUAAAUAUUAACUUUGUUUUCAUGCAGUAGAUUUGAAUUGUUUUAUCUCAGUGGAUAAAUUAUUUUGUAAUCAAAAUGAAGGAAGAUGGAUGGCAUUGUCUUUAUAUUUCAUGAUGUGACAAUGUCAAAGUGAGCAUGGGAAGGUAGUUGUUUUGACGCGUGAAACCUUGAUUCAUUGAUUGGUCGAAUGCUGUCACGAGUUAAUAUUAUACAAAUAUGUUCCGCCUUCCCAGAUGUUUUCAAGAGUGUUAUCGUUCGUUCGUAAUUUAUUUCUUAUAUUCUCGUUUAAGUGCGUUUUAAGAUUUCCCAAUUAUUCGCAUAAAAAUAAAUGUCUGUCAUUUUCCUCUACAGCUAUCUAGAAAAGCUUCCAACAUGAUUUAACUGUUAUCACACAUAUAAUUUGCUAU